CCUCGUGAGCCACUGAGUGGCCUCUCUAGCCUCUAUCUCGGCCAUCUCGCGUCCCCCAUCUUCUUCUACCCCAUAGACCCAACAUACCAGGCACCAUGGCGAAUAAAGCGGCAGUUCCCUUCCUGGUCACCAUGAUGCUCGUGACUGGGGUUUGCAACACCAUCCUCAACAAGUACCAGGACAUGCAAUGUGUGUGGAAUUGCGAUUCGCCAAACCCCAAAUACCGGCGCACCUUUGAGCAGCCCGUCAUUCAAACGAUCCAGAUGUUCACCGGAGAAAUGGGUAGCUGGCUCGUAAUUCUGGGGACCUAUCUUUACAAACGUUAUAUUGCUCCGCGCAUAUCCAACAGCUCUUCCCCUCUCUUAGCCGGUGGCUAUCAUCCCGUCAACGCAGCUGAAGGACUUGACGAAGAGGAGGAUUAUACGAUUCGAGGACCCGAAGGAUCAGACGAUGCCACGAAGCCCUCUACAUCUCCAGACGGACGCGUCCCCCUUAAAGGACGCAGGAUCUUCAUGCUUGCAGCACCAUCAUGCUGCGACAUUGCUGGCACAACUCUCAUGAACGUUGGACUGCUCUUUGUCGCUGCCAGUGUUUACCAGAUGACUCGUGGCGCCCUGGUUCUGUUUGUCGGUCUCUUUAGCGUCCUUUUCCUUCACCGCAAGCUGCAUCUCUAUCAUUGGCUUGCCUUGUUUAUUGUGGUUCUUGGUGUGGCUUUGGUCGGUCUUGCUGGUGCCCUCUUCGGCGACCACCAAGGUCACGAUGUCACACAGGAGAGUACUGCCGCCGCCGUUGCACACGCCAUCAGGGAGAUUCAAACCACGACGCAGUCUCCGCAAGCCGUGCAAGCUGUUAUCGGCGUACUCCUCAUAGCUGCAGCUCAGAUUUUCACCGCGUCACAGUUCGUGUUGGAAGAGUGGAUCUUGGAGAACUAUGAAAUGGACCCCCUCCAGGUUGUCGGCUGGGAAGGAAUCUUCGGGUUCUCUGUGACCGUCAUUGGCUCCAUCAUUCUGUACCUUGUCGUAGGACGCACCGAGGCUGGUCGCUACGGCUAUUUCGAUGCAAAGGAAGGAUGGAGCCAGGUCUUCAACAACCGAACGAUUGCCACUUCCAGCUUCCUAAUCAUGAUCAGCAUUGGUGGCUUUAACUUCUUCGGUCUCUCCGUCACCCGCACCGUAUCUGCGACCUCUCGCAGCACAAUCGAUACAUGCCGAACCCUCUUCAUCUGGCUUGUCUCCCUCGCCCUGGGCUGGGAAACCUUCAAGUGGCUGCAAGUGGCCGGUUUCGCACUCCUCGUCUACGGGACCUUUCUGUUCAACGAUAUUAUUCGACCACCGCUCAAGGCCUGUCUUCCCAGUUCCCACCGGGACCGAGAAAUUCUCCUCCCCGAAGAGCCAAUCGAGCAUAUGUAAGUUCGGCUCAUUUACCUACCCACAUCAAUAAAGAGCCACACCUGCACAGGUGAUAUGACGUCUCAUCCUUGACGGAUCAGAUUGUUUUCGACACAGCACAUUGC
Molecule: messenger RNA, 1513 nt
Organism: Aspergillus ibericus CBS 121593
Lineage: Eukaryota; Fungi; Ascomycota; Eurotiomycetes; Eurotiales; Aspergillaceae
Product: putative nucleotide-sugar transporter
Exons: 4
Coding region: 96-1409 (437 amino acids)
Biological process (GO): pyrimidine nucleotide-sugar transmembrane transport
Cellular component (GO): Golgi membrane; intracellular membrane-bounded organelle
Molecular function (GO): pyrimidine nucleotide-sugar transmembrane transporter activity
Source: RefSeq, a predicted model, not a curated record